Capra hircus (goat) is the source of this 1754-nucleotide messenger RNA. RefSeq names its product D-amino acid oxidase (gene DAO). Gene Ontology annotation, molecular function: D-amino-acid oxidase activity; FAD binding. The transcript is spliced from 11 exons. Bases 231 to 1274 code for a protein of 347 amino acids. Lineage: Eukaryota; Metazoa; Chordata; Mammalia; Artiodactyla; Bovidae. The record is from RefSeq and is a predicted model, not a curated record.
UCCAGUUCGGGCUGAGGACAGGACGCCCCAGAAUCGGGAGCCUCCCUUCAGGAGAUAGGACCCUGGGCCCAAAGCAGCUGCCUCUUUGCUGCAGAGAUUUGGCACACCAGGUGACUGGGGGCAGGGGUGGGGGCACAAAAGAUCUGAGCGUUCCUCCCGGUGUCGCCAGAGAAGGUCCACGUUAGAGCCCGAAGCAGGUGACAACCUUGCAGGGACCACAGGCUGGCACGAUGCGCGUGGUCGUGAUCGGAGCGGGCGUCAUCGGGCUGUCCACCGCCCUCUGCAUCCAUGAGUGCUAUCGCUCGGUCCUACAGUCGCUGAAUAUGAUGGUCUAUGCAGACCGCUUCACCCCGCUCACCACCACUGAUGUGGCUGCCGGCCUCUGGCAGCCCUACCUCUCGGAGCCCAGCAACCCACAGGAGGCGCACUGGAACCAGCAGACCUUCAACUAUCUCCUGAGCCUCAUCGGUUCUCCCAACGCUGCAAACAUGGGCCUGGCCCCGGUCUCAGGCUACAACCUCUUCCGUGAAGCCGUUCCGGACCCUUACUGGAAGGAUAUAGUUCUGGGAUUUCGGAAGCUGACUCCCAAAGAGCUGGACAUGUUUCCUGAUUACAGCUAUGGCUGGUUCAACACAAGCCUGCUUCUGGAGGGGAGGAAGUAUCUGCAGUGGCUGACUGAAAGGUUAACUGAGAGAGGAGUGAAAUUCUUCCUGCGGAAGGUGGAGUCUUUUGAGGAGGUGGUAAGAGAAGGCGCUGAUGUGAUUAUCAACUGCACUGGGGUGUGGGCUGGGGCGCUGCAACCAGAUCCUCUGCUGCAGCCAGGCCGAGGGCAGAUCAUUAAGGUGGAUGCACCAUGGUUGAAACACUUCGUUAUCACCCAUGACCCUGAGAGAGGCAUCUACAAGUCUCCAUACAUCAUCCCAGGGCUCCAGGCAAUAACUCUUGGCGGCAUCUUCCAGCUGGGGAACUGGAGUGAGACAAAUAACAUCCCAGAUCACAACACCAUUUGGGAAGGCUGCUGCAGACUGGAGCCCACACUGAAGGAUGCAAAAAUUAUCGGUGAAUGGUCUGGCUUCCGGCCAGUACGCCCCCAGGUUCGACUAGAAAGAGAACAGCUUCGCUUUGGAUCUUCAAACACAGAGGUCAUCCACAACUAUGGCCAUGGAGGCUUCGGGCUCACCAUCCACUGGGGCUGUGCCCAAGAGGUGGCCAAGCUCUUUGGGAAAAUUCUGGAAGAAAGAAAUUUGCUCAGGACACCACCAUCCCACCUCUGAAGAUGCCAGUGACCACUGCCUCCCCUCACUAACUCCCUGCUUCUCUCAGUCACUAAAAACUGUGCUCCACCACUUGCCCCACCCCACCCCACCCCACUCCUGACUUCUUUCUGCAAGAAGCACAAGGUGAAAGGAAACCACAAGGUUAAUUCCAAGAAGUGAGUAUGGCUCUUCCGAUGGCCGAGGUAUCUCUCGAGUCCACGUAUAUGGUGUCAUUGCUUCCUUUUUCCUCCUAAGUUGGGUAGCAGAAUCUAUUAACAUAGGAAGGUCACCUGUCUGGAGCAGGACAGCAGACACAAAGAAGUACAGCCAGAGCUGUUACCCAGUGCGUUCGCAGAGGAAGGAAAGCUCAGAAAAUCCAAGUGGUGAGACAGCUCUGUGUGAGGAGGGUUGAGGAAGCUCUGAGUGAGGAAGCUCUGAGAGAGGAGGGUGUGAGGAAGCUCUGAGUGAGGAGGGUGUGAGGAAGCUCUGAGUAAGGAA